Molecule: messenger RNA, 3244 nt
Organism: Camellia sinensis
Lineage: Eukaryota; Viridiplantae; Streptophyta; Magnoliopsida; Ericales; Theaceae
Gene: RLK4
Product: receptor-like protein kinase 4
Biological process (GO): protein phosphorylation; recognition of pollen
Molecular function (GO): ATP binding; protein serine/threonine kinase activity
Source: RefSeq, a predicted model, not a curated record
GCUUUUUCAGAUACCAAAAAAAUAUCCACUUCCGUCUCCUCUCUCCUCACUCCCCGCUUUUUCUCUCUCUAAAACCUCAAUUCAAUCACAGUCAGUGACUGAGAUCGAUCAAGAGAGAGAGAUUCAGUGACAACCCAGUUCGUUUUACUGAGAAUGCUCAGUUGGGUACUCAGAAUAUCUGUAAUCCGAUAAAAAUGUCGCCGGCAAUUCCUCUCUUCGUCUCUCUUCUUCUACUUUCAGUGACAACCCAACUCGUUUUGAGCUCAAAUUCAGCUUCAACAAUGUCGAAAACCUCCAUCGACGCAAACCCAAAGCUCAGUUUGAGAACAGAGCGUGCUGGGGCUGUUGUAGUGAGAGUAAACGCUUCGAUUCUUAGCGAAAACAGAACGUUCGAGCUCGGGUUCUUCAGCUCUAAUGGAGAAAAUUGGUAUUUGGGGAUUUGGUACGCUUCGAUUCCUAUACCCACCUACGUUUGGGUGGCGAACAGAGAAUCUCCGGUGUCCACGGCGGCGGAGGCGGUGAUUACGGCGGAUGGGAAGUUGGGGGUGAGAGAUUCCGGCGGAGAAGUGGUGUGGGGAACCCAAAAUGUGGCGGCGGCGGCGGAAGUAAGGCUGUCGGAGGAAGGAAACUUGGUGCUACUCGGCGGCGCCGGCAAGGUUGUGUGGCGGAGCUUCGAUCACCCGACCGACACGUGGCUCCCGGGGAUGAAUCUCUCCGUUGAUCAAUCCCUAAUAUGUUGGCGGAGCUCCACCGAUCCAUCGCCGGGAAACUACUCGCUUCGCUUAAAACCGCCGGAGUACGGCGAGAUCGAGCUCGUGUUCAAUGGAAUUGAACCGUACUGGUCCACCGGAAACUGGACCGGUACAACUUUCUCCGGUGUACCGGAGAUGACUGUACCGUACAUUUACCGGUUCCGUUUCACCAACCCAUUCACUCCCUCAGCUUCUUUCGGCUACACCGAGUCGCCGCUGGAGACCGGCGGUCGGCCGCCGCUGACUCGGUUCCAACUCGCCUUCACCGGCCAGCUCCGCCAGUUUACUUGGUCGUCCCAGGCGGAGUAUUGGAACCCAUUUUGGUCCCAGCCCGAAAAUCUCUGUAAAGUGUACCGGAAAUGUGGAAAUCUCGGAUUUUGCAACCCCAAAUCACUGAAUCCUUGCCAGUGUUUACCCAAUUUUCAACCCUCCGAGGCCGGAGAAUGGUUCGCCGGAGACUUUUCCGGUGGUUGCCGCCGUGACAGCGCCGCCAUCUGCGGCGGCGAUGGUGGUAAUGGCCGCGAUGAUGGGUUUGAGGAGGUUGGGGCAGUGAGUUUUGAUGGAGCUGAAACAGAGUCUGUUCCAGGAAACAGAGGUAUGUGUGAGAGAUUGUGUUUGAGUAAUUGUUCUUGUAUUGGAUUGUAUUACAAUUCGAGGACUAAUUCAUGUAAGAAUCUAUAUGGGUCUCUGUUGAAUCUUCGAAAUUUGAGUUCUGAUUCCACCAUUGAUGACAUAUUAUAUGUUAGGGUUCCAAAAGGAGGUGUAAUUGAGGAGGAGGAGAAGAAGAAGAAGAAGAACAUGGACAAAACUAAAACCCUAGUUUUGAUAGUUACAUUGUGUGGUUCUAUAGUGAUUAUAACUUUGAUGUUGUUGACAUUGUUGUUUAUGAGAAAUAGAAGGAUUAGGAGAGAGAUUGAAGAAGAAGAAGCGAUUUUCCCGGUGACAAAUUUGAAGGUUUUUUCAUACAAAGAGCUUAAUGUUGCUACUAGGGGGUUCUCAGAGAAAUUAGGGCACGGUGGAUUUGGGGCUGUUUUCCGUGGCGAAUUGUCGGAUUCGUCAUCAGUGGCAGUGAAGAGGCUAGAACGACCGGGCGGUGCAGAGAGAGAGUUUAGGGCAGAGGUGUGCACAAUUGGGAACAUUCAACAUGUGAAUCUUGUGAGAUUAAGAGGGUUUUGUUCAGAGAAUUCCCAUAGGCUAUUAGUGUAUGAUUACAUGCCAAAUGGUCCUUUGAGUGUGUAUUUGAGGCGGGAUGGUCGGAAUAUGAGAUGGGAUGUUAGGUUUCGGGUAGCGGUUGAGACAGCGCGAGGUAUUGCGUAUCUACAUGAGGAGUGUCGAGAUUGUAUCAUACAUUGUGACAUUAAGCCUGAGAACAUUCUAUUAGAUGAAAAUUUUUCCCCCAAGGUGUCGGAUUUUGGAUUGGCAAAGCUCAUUGGUAGAGAUUUUAGCCGUGUUUUAGCCACCAUGAGAGGUACAUGGGGUUAUGUUGCGCCAGAGUGGAUCUCUGGUGUGGCAAUCACUGCCAAGGCUGAUGUAUAUAGCUAUGGAAUGACAUUGUUGGAGUUAAUAGGUGGAAGGCGCAACGUAGAGGGGCCACCGUCAGCUGGAGGCGGUGGAUCCGGGGAGAAGUGGUUUUUCCCACCAUGGGCGGCUCAUCAGAUAAUUGAGGGAAACAUGGCGGCCGUGGUGGAUGAGAGGCUUGCCAGUGCUUAUGACACGGUGGAGGCUGAGCGGUUGGGGUUGGUGGCAGUUUGGUGUAUACAAGACGAGGAGGCAAUGAGGCCUACAAUGGGGAUGGUGGUGAAAAUGUUGGAAGGGGUGGUGGAAGUGAAUGUCCCACCACCUCCAAAGCUGCUUCAAGCAUUGGUUUCCGGAGAAUCAUUUCAUGGGGUCGGGCCAGAUUCUGGUAACGGGGAGCUGACAAGUGGCGGCUGCUCCAAUGAUAAUGUCCAAGUCUCUGGAAAUUCCCCAGAUUCUCUCAACCAUCUCUCCACUGCAACCUAAGCUCUGCCUUUGCCAAAGCCAGUGAAUGUCAACAAUAGAUCGGUUCCUUUCAGGACAAUGAGGAUAUUCAUUUUCAAACCUUUGAAAAUGAGCCCUUGUAGAGAGAUGCAGGACCAGCUGGUCUGCUCUAUUGAGUCAAUACCCAGAUGGUGAGUGCUCUUAUUGGUGCGAGCUGUGAGGAAUUUUAGUCUCAAGUCAAGCUGAGUGGUGUCUUUCAUUCUCAAACCAGAAAUGAGUGCACCGCAAGACCAAGAAAGAAAAAGACCUCUCCAUGUUACUUUGAGAAGAGAAUCAUUGGCCUGAUCAAUGAACAAAUUGAGAUGGGAAUGAAACAUUUUGGUUAUGUUUGUUGAAAAAUGGUAACAAUUUUCAAAAUUAGGAAACAUGAAGCAAAUGUGUUUUCUCUCGUUUUGAAAAACAAGUUUUUUUUGUUUUUGUUGCUACGUUCUUUGAAAAUAUUUGUACUAAACAGGUUAUUUGUUUUUGUGUCA